CUGAGCUGCAGACCUCCUCAGGAAACAUUUGAGCCACAUCAGGACAUUAGAGGACCAGCAGAUGAAGAUUCUUCUCUACAUGACAAGUGGGCUUUUAAGCAAUAUCUGCAUGACGCCACAGAUCUGGUCCUGGGUUCCCAAGAUUUAGCAUCAGGAGUUCAUUCUCUGUUUUAAGAAAUCCUGGAUAGAAAGGAUGACUCGUGGUUUGCUGCUGCUGGUGUUGAUGGUGGGACUCUGUCAGGCCUACCAAGCCUCCUCCACCUCGACAUCCCAGGCUGCAGGUGCGGUCCCCGUAGCCCAGGUGAGGAUGCUGUCUCUUGGACUGGCUCACCUCCUGCAGGGAGUCCAGGACAACGGCAAGCGUCUGGAGCAGCAGGGAGAGCAGGUGGACGCAGAGCUGGACGGGGUGACUAAGAGUGUGGAGAGCCUUCAUAAGCAGAGUCUGCAGGCGGGACGGACGCACAGGCAGGUGAGGAAGGACUUGCAGAUCCUGAGAGCCAGAGGAGACCGGCUGUGGAAGACAUUCAAAGAUCUGCAGAAGGGCCUGGAGGAUCUGGAAGCAGAGCAGGGAGCCAUGCAGCGUCGAAUGAACCUGAUGAUUCAGAGAGUCACGAGUCUGAAUGAACCGAGGAGCAAGGGUCAGACUGAACUUGACAUCGGAUCUAUGAAGGACAUGAUGAAUAAACAGGCCAGGCGACUAGCAAGUCUGACCUUGCUGGUUUCAGCCCAGGACAGAGUAAUUAACAGACGCCAGCAGCACAUCCAACACCUGGAGAAACAGGUGUCUAAAAAAACUCCCAGCAGCACUGAGGGCAGAAUCAGAGUCUGACUGUGUCUGAUGAGAACAGCUGCAUCAACAAAAAACAUCCAAUCCAGACGACAACCUACGAACUGAGACCUGAAAUUUACAACAUAUGUGUCCAGUUUUGACAAAUACCUUUGUUUUUUUUCUUUUUUUUUAAACAGAACUGUUCAUUUAUAUUCAAAUACAACUAAAAAAAAAUAUUCUGAGUUGUGUUGGCGCUGACAUGUGUUGUCCUGUGUUUGAGGCUGGUUUAAAAAUAAAACUCCUGCUCUCAUGC
This is a messenger RNA of Cheilinus undulatus (humphead wrasse), 1082 nucleotides long. RefSeq lists its product as uncharacterized. The transcript is spliced from 4 exons. The record is from RefSeq and is a predicted model, not a curated record. Bases 194 to 829 code for a protein of 211 amino acids. Lineage: Eukaryota; Metazoa; Chordata; Actinopteri; Labriformes; Labridae.